AUGAUUAAUGAUCCGCACGGUUUCAUCCCUGCCCUCGCCGGGAACGUUGCCAUAAUAACAGGUGGCCACACAGGACUCGGCUUCGGCACCAGCAUCGAGCUUGCGAAACACGGCGUCCGUGUGUAUAUUGCCAGUCGAUCCGAGGCAAAAUUCAGAGAUGCGAAGCAGGAUAUCAUUGCCGAGCAUCCGGAGGCAGAUAUCCGGUUACUAAAGUUAGACCUGGCCGAUUUGGACAAUGUUCGUGAGGCGGCAGAAUGGUUUUCUCACCAGGAAUCAAGUCUUCAUUUGCUUAUCAAUAAUGCUGGCGUUAUGUGCGUUCCGUACGAGGAAACAAACCAAGGAUUUGAAAUACAGAUGGCAGUGAACUAUAUAGGUCAUUUCCUGUUCACAGAGCUCCUUCUCCCAAUGCUCCAAAGAGCUACAGAGAAGGCCGACAAGGGAAGCGUGCGCAUAGUGAAUGUAUCUAGCGACGGGCAUGCUAAAUUGGCCCCGAAAGAGGGUAUAGUCUUUUCGGAUAUGAACAUGAAGAACUUUUCUGUCUGGGCUCGGUACGGCCACUCCAAGCUUGCCAACAUAUUGCAUGCGAAAGAACUGGCCAAAAGGUACCCCGACAUUCUUACAUUUUCUUUGCAUCCGGGAACAGUGAAGACGAACUUAUCCGCAGGGCCAAUCUCGUCAACACCGCUCUAUCGGCUGAUUAAACCGCUUGUCGAGCUAGGUGCGCCUGGCCCACGGAAAGGGGCAGCGAAUAUCCUCUUUGCUGCUGUGUCGCCCAGCUUGAAGAGAGAGGCCGACAAUGGAGCAUACUUGUUGCCAGUUGGAAAGGUUUCGGCGCCAAGUAAAGCUGGGUCAGAUGCGAAAAUGGCGGAAACCCUCUGGGACUGGACGGUAAAAGCCCUCAGAAGUCGGGGCAAGCGCAUUAUCAUCUCCACCAAAUUUCUUCAGCAGAUGAAAGUAUCUCCAUCCCUGGCGUAUAAGUGUCAAUUCUUCGCAAUCGAUGGCUGCCAACACCAUCCCCGCGCGGCUAAUGAAGGCUACGCACUCAUCAUGAUGAUCUGA
Penicillium manginii is the source of this 1059-nucleotide messenger RNA. Its product is annotated as retinol dehydrogenase. The record is from RefSeq and is a predicted model, not a curated record. The coding region runs from base 1 to 1059 and encodes 352 amino acids. NCBI's taxonomy places the organism in Eukaryota, Fungi, Ascomycota, Eurotiomycetes, Eurotiales, Aspergillaceae. The transcript is spliced from 7 exons.